AUGCGUUUGUCAGUUGUCUCUUCCAUCCUUCCCUUCGUGGCGUCCGUCGGAGCGCUCACGGUGACGGAGCCGAAAGAGUUCGCCGAAGUUGAUCCCUCCAACUCAUUCAAGGUGAAAUGGACGUCCGUCGACACUGACGCCUCCCAUUUUGACCUGUACCUGGUCAACAACGCUGUGUACCCACCUGUUGAAAAGAAGCUGGCAUCUGAUGUUGACACUUCGGAUGGCUCCUAUACUGUGGAUGGUAUCUCUGGUCUCUCCAACGGAGGUGGCUAUCAGAUCAACCUCUUGGCCAACGAUGGGCACAACACGGGUAUUCUGGCCCAGUCGGAGCAGUUUAAUGUGACUGGUAGUUCCUCGAGCUCGUCGACAACGUUAGCCACCUCUUCGAAAUCGACUACGUCCACCUCGACUGCCAAGUCCACUACAGAUACGACGACCACGACGUCCAGCGGCACUUCCACCGCGACUAGCACCUCGACCUCUACCGGCUCCCUGGCCAAGUCCACUGGGGCGUCGCAUACCACUGGUGGCUCUGGUGCCUCUAUCAGCGGGACUGGUGCUGCGGAUGUCAACAACACCAAUGCUGCUGGCUCUCUUAGCUCGCCUAUGCUGGCUGUCGCCGGUGUCAUGGCUGGUGUGUUUGCGUGGGCUCUGUAG
Messenger RNA from Aspergillus terreus NIH2624, 660 nucleotides. RefSeq names its product GPI anchored serine-threonine rich family protein. The record is from RefSeq and is a predicted model, not a curated record. The coding region runs from base 1 to 660 and encodes 219 amino acids. NCBI's taxonomy places the organism in Eukaryota, Fungi, Ascomycota, Eurotiomycetes, Eurotiales, Aspergillaceae. The transcript is spliced from 4 exons.